Vicugna pacos (alpaca) is the source of this 942-nucleotide messenger RNA. It is a transcript of the gene TAC4, whose product is annotated as tachykinin precursor 4. NCBI's taxonomy places the organism in Eukaryota, Metazoa, Chordata, Mammalia, Artiodactyla, Camelidae. The record is from RefSeq and is a predicted model, not a curated record. Gene Ontology annotation, molecular function: substance P receptor binding. Gene Ontology annotation, biological process: positive regulation of cytosolic calcium ion concentration; inflammatory response; tachykinin receptor signaling pathway.
CAUGCAGCUCUGCCUCACCCUGCUCCUCCUGGCGGGGCUGUCUGCAUGUACUGUGGCAGGGGACAAGGAACUGGCACUCGACGCUGAAGCAAGGUCCUGGGUAACCGUGACCCUGGAGGAAAAUGCUGUUCCCAGCAUUCAGCUCCAGCCCCGGGAGGUGAAGAGGGGCAAAGCCAGCCAGUUCUUUGGGCUGAUGGGGAAGCACGUGGGAGGAAUACCUCCCAACCAGCCAGAGAGAGCAGGGUAUCUGCGAGGACCAGUGGUCCAGGGCCUCCUGGACAGGGGACGACCAUCUACAGAAGCACUCUUCCCAGGCAGAGAGGAUGAGGACCACGGGUCAGAGUGAGAGCCCCCACCACACGCUUCCCAGACGACGAACCCCCCCCUUUCUCCCUACCUGGACAUUAUAACGAACCAGCUGGCCAGGCCAGCUCUCUUCUCCGUGUCUCCUGUGCUCAACGCCGGUGUGUCCCUCCCACCAGGCCCUCACUGAACUCACUGGGGCUCCUCCCAGGACUCUUGGUCUCAAUCGGCGGUCAUGCAUAAAUUCCCUGUUGUCACCACUGUGAGCAAAUGACCCUGCCCACCUCCACCCCCAGCACUCAGCUCUCCUCUCACUGCAUAGCAGGACUGAGCCUCCCCACUCCUGUCUCCCGUGCCCAGGGCCACAUCAGGGGCUCAAUAAACCAAUGAGUAGUGAAUGGUUUCUUCUCUGGUUCUGGGGCAGAGGGCGGGGAUGGCCUGGGCUCUGCACCCUGCCCGGCGGCCUGGCACGUCAGCAGGCCGGGAGGCCUUUUCCAGAGUUGUAAAGGGAAAUCUCAAACGGCCGUGGUUCUACCCGAAGGUGGGAAGACAGGCUUGGGACAUUGGUAAGGGCGACACCCCCUCCCUACCUACCGUCAUAGCCUCAAGGACCCAAAUCCAUGUGUCUUUGGACUUGGA